AUGCAAACUCAAUACAUAGUGUUCUUUAUCACAUGUUGCACUUUGGCGACCUAUGGUCAACGCUUGUUAGAUGCAUCAGCGGAUGGAUUCAACAACUUAGAUGAACAAAUGAACGCCCAUGAAGAAAGCAAACCAGUGGAAGAGAAGCCGUUUCACAAACCACCUAAACGAGGUCAUCGACAUGGUCGCCCACAGUCCGCCAGUCUUCGCGACAUGGAUGAUCUCCCUAAAGGACCAUCGGAAGAUAUGGGUUUUGGGGAUAUGGGACCCUUGAUGAAGGUUCCAGGAGUAUCAAUUGAACGAGUGAACUAUCGAACAAUAGAUAGAAUACAAGUGAAACGCAACUUAAAGGAAUUCGACGACGAAAGUGAAGGUUCUUCAGAAGAAAGUGAAGAGGAGGAAGACAAGGAGAAGAAGAGAAAACGAAAAGCGAAAGGGAGAGAAGAAAAACAACGACGAAAAGAAGAAAAGAUGAAGGAGAAGGAGGAGGAGAAGAAGAAGAAAAAACAACAACAAGAACUAGAGGAACCAGAGAAACUUAAACAGCAAGUGCAAGAGAUGCAGAGCAACAGCGAAUGA
This is a messenger RNA of Adineta ricciae, 579 nucleotides long. The record is from the annotation of a GenBank genome assembly. NCBI's taxonomy places the organism in Eukaryota, Metazoa, Rotifera, Eurotatoria, Adinetida, Adinetidae.